AUGGGAAGAAAGGGCGAGGAGGGGGAGAUGGAGAGCGGAGGGCACGAAAGCCCUCUCCUUAUAUCUCCAUGCGACGGCCGCCAUGCCGAUCCUCCUGCCGCCGCCCCGUCGCUCCUCACCCCGACCGUGCCGCAUUUCGCCCGCCUCCUCCUCACACAAGCGCCGGCAAUCCCGCCGCUCCUCACCGCCGUCCUGCCCGCCUCGCCGUCCCUCCUAACGCCGCACCUCCUGCUCUCCCACUCCCCGCCCCUCCCGGCGCUCUCCCUCUUCCGCCGCUUGCUCGCGCUCCCCCAUUUCCCCGUCCCCGAGAGCUCUCUCCCCGUCCUGCUCCGCCUCCUCGCGCACCUCUCCUUCCAGCCGCUCGACUCGCUCCCGCCCGCCCACCCCCCGUCUGGGCGCGAGCUGAACGCGCUGCUCCGCGUCUUCUGCGCCCGUGGCCGCGUCGCCGAGGCGCGCGCUCUGUUCCACCGGUACUGCGACGCCUACCCGCCCGACACCCGCACAUUCAACACGCUGCUGCUCGGGUUCAAGGAGGCCGGCCACGCCCAGGCGCUGGACCUGUUCUACCAUGACGCCGUGCUGCGCGGAUUCGUCCCGGACGCUGUGUCUUACUGCGUGAGGAUGGACGCUCUCUGCAAGAAAGGGAGGUUUUUGGACGCCCUGGAGAUGCUCGACGAAAUGCGCAGGAGGGAGAACUGCGAGCCCACGCUGCAAGUUUUCACCACCCUGAUAUACGGAGCUGGGAUCGCGAGGGACGCUGCUCGUGCACGUCGCUUGUUUGAUGAAAUGGAGCAGUGCGCAGUGACUCCAGACCGUGGAGCUCACGAUGCGCUCAUGGGGGCCUAUGUGAGGGCUAGGGUUGGUGACUUGGAGGGGAUCUGGAAGAUAUAUAGCAAGAUGAUCUGCUCAGGGUUCAUGCCAAGGACCAGGACGACAAUGUUGCUCAUGAAGGUUUUCUGCGAGAAUGGGAGACCGGAUCUUGGGUUGGAGCUGUGGGAUUAUAUGAUCGGGAAAGGAUGUGUACCUCAUCGGCAUGCCUUGGAUGUUCUAGUUUAA
Molecule: messenger RNA, 1056 nt
Organism: Brachypodium distachyon (stiff brome)
Lineage: Eukaryota; Viridiplantae; Streptophyta; Magnoliopsida; Poales; Poaceae
Product: pentatricopeptide repeat-containing protein At3g61360-like
Exons: 4
Coding region: 1-1056 (351 amino acids)
Molecular function (GO): protein binding
Source: RefSeq, a predicted model, not a curated record